AUGCAGACCAUACCAAAAAAGUCAGUCUUAAUCACGGGCUGUGGCACUGGCGGCAUCGGUUGGGCCAUGGCGAAAAACUUCCACCAGCGAGGCUUCUACGUCUUCGCCACUGCGCGCGACAUCUCUAGAAUCGACAACCUCCUCAAUCUCAGUGAUAUUGAGAUUCUGGAGCUGGAUGUGACCAUUCCAAAAACUAUCGCGCAAUGUAAAGAGAUAGUCGUGAAGCGCACAGGCGGUCGCUUAGAUGUCUUGGUGAAUAACGCUGGAAUUGAAUUCAAUAGUCCGUUGCUAGACACUGAUCUCGAGGAGGCAAAGAAGUUAUUUGAUGUCAACGUCUGGGGUCCUCUUGCGAUGGUACAGGCAUUUGCGCCACUGCUUAUUGAAGCCGGAGGGGUUGUCUUUAAUCAGAGCUCAAUUGACGGGGUCCUGAACAUGGUGUGGGCGGGAAUUUUUGCAAGCUCGCAGUCUGCCAUGGCACGCCUGUCAGAAACUAUGCAUGUAGAGCUCGAACCACUAGGUGUACGCGUCAUAACUUCUAUAUGUGGAUCUUGUGACACGCCUAUGUUUGGCAAGCCCGGUGGCCCCAUGGAGUUACCUGAGACAUCGCACUAUCACGGAGUGGAGGAGGAAGCAUGGAAGGAACGUAUGGAUCACCAGCGUCAGGCUAUGGAUGUCGAUCUACUCGCAGAGAAGCUGGUUAAAGAUAUACUUGGUGGGGCGAGGGGUGAAAUCUGGCAUGGGGCGUUUGCUUCCUUGGUGCGAUGGGCGAGUUGGCUGAAUUUUACGUGGUUCGUGGAUAGGAUGAUAAACUCGGCUAGGGGUCUGAAUAAGGUCAAGAAGAUGUAG
This is a messenger RNA of Penicillium daleae, 846 nucleotides long. RefSeq lists its product as uncharacterized. Gene Ontology annotation, biological process: phosphatidic acid biosynthetic process; triglyceride catabolic process. Gene Ontology annotation, cellular component: endoplasmic reticulum; lipid droplet. Bases 1 to 846 code for a protein of 281 amino acids. NCBI's taxonomy places the organism in Eukaryota, Fungi, Ascomycota, Eurotiomycetes, Eurotiales, Aspergillaceae. The transcript has 2 exons. Gene Ontology annotation, molecular function: acylglycerone-phosphate reductase (NADP+) activity; triacylglycerol lipase activity. The record is from RefSeq and is a predicted model, not a curated record.